Molecule: messenger RNA, 660 nt
Organism: Colletotrichum orchidophilum
Lineage: Eukaryota; Fungi; Ascomycota; Sordariomycetes; Glomerellales; Glomerellaceae
Product: Cwf15/Cwc15 cell cycle control protein
Exons: 3
Coding region: 1-660 (219 amino acids)
Biological process (GO): mRNA cis splicing, via spliceosome
Cellular component (GO): catalytic step 2 spliceosome
Molecular function (GO): RNA binding
Source: RefSeq, a predicted model, not a curated record
AUGACCACCGCUCACCGUCCCACCUUCGACCCGGCCCGAGGUAAAGAAGCACUCCGUGGCCCGGCCUACCACCAACGCCUCCUGCCAGCGCACACCCAUCUCAAGUUCCGCCAAGCCGGCCAGGGCGGCAACGCAGACGACGAGUCCCACGAUCUCAGAGCCGAGCUCCUCGCCGCCGAGGCCGCCCACUUCGCCAAGAAGAACGGCGGCGCGCCUCCCACAUCCGCAGACGACGAUGCUACCGCCGAAGUGCCCUCGGGCGGCAUCAAGCGCGCUCUCGAGGCCGGGUCACAAGCAGAUGGUGAAGAGGACUUUGAAACGAAGCGGAGGAGGAUAUUGGAAGAGUCGCGGGACGUCGACGCAUCUUCGGACGAGGAGGAGGAUGAAGAAGACGAUGACGACGACAGUGACGAGGACAGCGACGAUGAGGAGGCGGAGCUACAGCGUGAAAUGGAGAAGAUUCGUCGCGAGAGAGCGGAGAAAAGGGAGCGUGAAGAGAGGGAGAGGGCCAAAAUUGAGGAGGAGGCUCGGGAGAGGGACAUUGCGCUGGGGAACCCGCUAUUGAACAAGCCCGAUUUCAACAUGAAGAGGCGGUGGGACGAUGAUGAUCUCCUGCGCUCCGACUUCCAUAAGCGAUUCAUGAGCAAGUAUGUUAGAUAG